AUGAAGCGGGCCAUAACCUACGCUAGCUCCGUUACCGUCUCGGUGGCCGAGGGCCUCUCCGGCGAUCAGGUUGACCGCAGAUUCGAGGAAUAUGGUAGGAAUUCUCCGUCUCCUCCAAGGCCGCGUACGUUCCAGAAGUAUUCUAGUUACUUCUUGCAGGGUUCCGGGCCUAUACACUUGGUUGAAUCCACCCUUGCGGGUUUCAACAUGUUCCAAGACUGGAGUUCCUCGCGCGUUAUGAGUUCACUCAAGAAUAUGCUUCCCCAGGACUCCAUCGUCAUCCGAGACGAUGUGCGCGUGUCUCUUCCGGCACCUGAGCUCGUCCCGGGAGACAUCGCUUAUGUUAAAGCCGGAGGCAAACUGCCGGCUGAUAUGCGUUUCCUACAAGUAUCAGGCGACGCCAAGUUCGACAGGUCCAUCUUAACUGGAGAGUUGUUGCCCCUUGCCGCGACGGUUGGCCCGACCGAUGAUAACUAUCUCGAGACGCGCUGCAUCGGUCUUCAGGGCACUCACUGCGUAUCCGGACCCUGCACAGGUCUAGUAGUGGCAACGGGCGACCGCACCGUGUUUGCCCGCAUCACUGCUCUCACAAACGAGCCCAAGGUUAGUAUGACACCUUUGGAAAGAGAAGUCCUCCGCUUUGUCCUGCUCAUCUGCGGUCUUAUGAUCACCACGAUUACUGUAGUCUUGAUUCUUUGGGGCACUUGGCUCAGGGGAGAGUAUCCGAACUGGAUAGACGUUCCGGCCCUCAUGGUUACUUGUGUUAGCGUAGCCAUCGCUUUCAUGCCUGGGGGACUUCCUAUCGCUGUAACGGCAGGCUUAACUAUUACAGCAAACCUCAUGAGAAAGCACAAGGUUAUUUGUAAGUCGUUAAAGACGGUAGAGACCUUGGGAUCCGUCACUCUACUCUGCUCAGACAGGACAGGCACACUCACUCAGAACCAGAUGGAGCUUUCUGAGUACGCCGUUGGAAUCCGUACAAUUUCUAUUGACGCGGCAGAAGAUGGACCGGAAGGGAGCACCGCUUUAGCUGUGGCCGGCAUAGUAACCGCUGGCGUAGACCAACUUCAUUCUCUCGCCAGGCUCUGCAACGCGGCCGAGUUUGAUGCCACUACUAUGAAUCUACCACCCAAGAAACGCCGCGUUUUCGGCGACGCGACGGGUCAGGCGGUGCUGAGAUUCUCAGAGCGCUUCGGAUCGAUGCAACAACUGCGUCAGGGAUGGCAGAAGACGUACGAAUUCGCCUUCAACAGCAAGAAUAAGUUCAUGGUCAAGACAUUCUCUCUGCUCAGGCUGGACUGCAUGAAAACCACGGUUUCGGAGCGUGAGGCAGAAGAGAUGCGAAUAGGCGACACGCUGCUAACAAUUAAGGGAGCCCCGGAUGUUCUAAUCGGUAGCUGCCCUUCCUUUGUGAGCAACAGAGGCGUCGUGUCUCCGUUCGACGAUAAUACGGGGGCCGCUUUCGAGGCCGUGAAAAACUCAUACAGCAGUCAAGGAAAGUGCUGCCUCUUGCUCGCCCGCAAAAUCCUCCGUCAAAAAGAGCUGCGUAACCGAUCGGGCACGGGUCAAUUCGAGGAUGAGAUGGACGAACACGCCAAGUCGGGAUUAACGCUGGUCGGUAUGGUGGCUAUUGUCGAUCCUCUGCGGCCAGAAAUCCGUGAAGUGAUCUCGACGCUGCGUGGUACGGGUAUUAGGGUCUGCAUGGUGACCGGUGACUUUGCUCUUACCGCCCUCUCCAUCGCACAGGAUGCUGGCAUCGUGAGCAACCCUCCUUCUCACGUGCGCGAUUUGCUCAACCUCAAUGAACACCAAUGGAAGGCCCUGACUGAAUAUGACGAGGUCCUAUUCGCCCGCACGACGCCGGAGCAGAAGCUGCGCAUCGUGAGGGAAUUCCAAGCUGGCGGAGUCGCUGCCGAUAUUGGCAUCUCUCUUGGCAGCGGCGCGGACGUUGCCAUCGAAGCCGCCGAUAUCGUCCUGCUCGACUCAUUCUCUUCCAUCGUAGUGGCGGUCCAAUAUGGCCAGUUCUGGCCUGUGAUGACCAACGUCGCCUUUGGUCUACCUCAGAUCCUGUUGUUCUUCCUCGUGGUCAUCGCCUGUUGCUUAAUAGACUGUGCUGCUGCUACGGCGCUUUCUUACGAGAAGCCCGAGGCAGACGUGCUAUUGCGCAAACCCCGGGACGUCAAGAAAGACUACUAUACGGCGAAAUUGAAUGAGGCGUCCUCCAUAUACUUCGUUAAUCUUGUCGUCAUGCAAUGCUUCAACUUGCUGGGAGUUCGCACGAGGCGCUGGAGUAUUUUCCAUCAUCCCCCAGCCUUCAACAAGGCGACACAGAAUAUAUACCUCUUCCCCGCCAUAGCUUUCGCUCUGACCACGGCGAUUAUUUGGCUCUAUAUCCCUCAGGCACAACAGAUAUUAGGAACUUCUUCCGUGCCGAUCGAGCACUGGUUCCUCCCCUUCACCUUUGGUUUAUUCCUUCUACUGGUUGACGAAGGGCGGAGGCUUCUCAUUCGCAGAAAUCCAAAUGGAACUAUGGCAAAACUUUCUUGGUGA
Durotheca rogersii is the source of this 2550-nucleotide messenger RNA. Its product is annotated as calcium ATPase. NCBI's taxonomy places the organism in Eukaryota, Fungi, Ascomycota, Sordariomycetes, Xylariales, Xylariaceae. The coding region runs from base 1 to 2550 and encodes 849 amino acids. The record is from RefSeq and is a predicted model, not a curated record. Gene Ontology annotation, molecular function: ATP hydrolysis activity; P-type sodium:potassium-exchanging transporter activity; ATP binding. Gene Ontology annotation, biological process: intracellular potassium ion homeostasis; potassium ion import across plasma membrane; proton transmembrane transport. The transcript is spliced from 12 exons. Gene Ontology annotation, cellular component: membrane.